Nicotiana tabacum (common tobacco) is the source of this 480-nucleotide messenger RNA. Its product is annotated as putative fatty acyl-CoA reductase 5. NCBI's taxonomy places the organism in Eukaryota, Viridiplantae, Streptophyta, Magnoliopsida, Solanales, Solanaceae. Gene Ontology annotation, molecular function: alcohol-forming very long-chain fatty acyl-CoA reductase (NADP+) activity. Gene Ontology annotation, cellular component: intracellular membrane-bounded organelle. The record is from RefSeq and is a predicted model, not a curated record. Gene Ontology annotation, biological process: suberin biosynthetic process; long-chain fatty-acyl-CoA metabolic process.
AUGGACAUUCCUCCAUCAAUGGAAUCGAGCUGCAUUAAUCAGUUUCUCGAGGGCAAGACCAUUUUCAUCACUGGUGCAACUGGCUACCUAGCAAAGAUUCUCAUUGAGAAGAUACUGCAAGUCCAGCCAAAUGUGAAGAAGCUCUACUUAUUAAUUAGAGCUCCAGAUUCAAAUUCAGCUAAAGAACGUUUUAACAACGAGGUUAUAAAGACGGAUCUUUUUGUCGUUCUAAGGGACAAGUUGGGUGCCAACCUACAUUCCCUUCUAGAAGACAAGAUUUUCUCAGUUGCUGGUGAUAUAGCUUGUGAUAGUUUGGGGACAAAUUCUGAGCUGAACGAUGAGAUGUGCAAAGAAAUAGACAUAAUUGUAAACUCAGCUGCAACAACUAGAUUUGAUGAAAGAUAUGAUACUGCAAUAAGAAUCAAUGCAUUGGGUACCUUGAAUGUUCUCAAAUUUUCCAAGCAAUCUGCUUUUAUGUGA